Messenger RNA from Ostreococcus tauri, 4698 nucleotides. RefSeq names its product SAP domain. The record is from RefSeq and is a predicted model, not a curated record. The transcript has a single exon. Lineage: Eukaryota; Viridiplantae; Chlorophyta; Mamiellophyceae; Mamiellales; Bathycoccaceae. Bases 1 to 4698 code for a protein of 1565 amino acids.
AUGACGAAGGCGAGGAAUGGGUGGGACGCCGCCGUGGCGCGGUUACUCGAGCCGAAGGACGCCGAGCAAGCGGAGCGGGACGUCAAGGCGAUCACAUCGAGCGCGGUGAGACAGACUGGGGCGUUGUUGGAAGAUUUGGCGUCGUACGAGUCGUUGGACGACGAGGCGGGGUGGGAAGAUUACGAGCGCGUGCGAGGGAGCGCGAUGCGACGGGGCGUGGCGCUGAGCGCCGUGGCGGGCAUCGGCGUCGCCGCGGUGACGUCCACGGUGAGUCUCGACGCGGUGCUCACGAGCGUGGAGCGCGUGCCGCCGUUAGCGGCGUUUGAGCAACUGUUGGGGUUGUGCGUCACGUUGUACUACGGCGCCAAGUACCGACGACUGUUGACGACGCAGGAGGGACGCGCGACGCUUCGAUUGGAUCUUGUGGAGGCGGUUUCACAGUACGAGGGCGCGGCGGCGCUCGUCGGGCGCAUAGCGGCGACGAACACAGCUCUUGACAACGCGGUGUCUGAGAGUAUCAACCAGAUACGCGCCAUGAGCACUGAGGAAGUCCCGAAUAGCGUGAAACAGGCGAUGGAGACGUACAUCAAAACGAGAGACGAGGAAAUCAUCGAGGUUCGUCGAGUCGCCGAGGAGCGAGAGGCUGAGAAGGCGAGGAACAAAGAAGAGCGCGAGAGAGCGAUCAAGGAGACUCAAGAGAAACGUGAGGCCGUCGCGCGAGCGAGGGCGCUCGAUGCCGAACGGCAGCGAUUCGAGCGCGAGGCAAAGCGAUCAGCGUUCGAAGCCGAUCGCCGAGCCGCGAUGGAGCUUCGCGAGGCAAAGAUCAAAGCGGAAAAGGAAGAGAAGGAAAAAUUGCGAAGAAUGCCCCAGCAGGAGCGCAAGACGAACGUACUCGCCGCCGAGCCCGAGCGCGAAGCUACGGGAUUGAUGAGAGAGUACGAGAGCGAGAGUACGCGGGACGAGGCGCAGGCACAAGCGGACGUCGAGUCGGCCAAGAAGGUGUUGUCCGCGGAAAAGGAAAAAAUCGCCGCCGAAAAGGAAGCACUCGCUGUAGAAAUGAACAAUCUUGUCGCCGAAAAGGAAGCAUUCGCCGCGGAGAAGGAAAAACUGGCUGCCGAAACUUUGAAGAAACAACUUCCUCGCACGUUCUCCGAACUGUUCGGCACGGCGCCUCCGAAGCCAUGGACGCCCCCUGAUUUGAAGUCAGAGAUCGAUACCGCCGGGAUCGAAAGGGAGAUCCGCGAGAAAAUCGAAUCCGAACUCGCAGCGACGCGCCGAGAGGCGGACAAGGCGACGGAUCUGUUGAUGCAAGAGAUGAAGCGAAGCGACACCUUGCAGCGCCAGCUCAGCCGAACCGCAGAUACAUUGAACGAAGAGAAUCGCGUGGCAGCGCUCGUCGAAGAGCUCGAGCGCGCAAAGGAGGAUCUCGGUAAGGCAAUCUCCGUGGAAUUUUCACUGACGCAAAAGCUCGACACGGAGCGAAAGAAGGCGGCCGAUCUCGAGGAAGAGCUUCGCGUCAUCGUCGGGAAGUCUCUGAGCUCGGCGCAACAGAGUGACGAGAAGGCUCGAGAUCUCACCGAUAAGGCUAUCGUGCUCGAGAAUGAACUCAAGAAGGUGAACGCGACGAACGUCGAAUUAAGUGCGCAGUGUGAGGCGGCGCUCACAGACCUUCAAAAGGCGCAGUUACAGUUCAACAUCCAGCUUGAAGAGGUUGAGCGCUCAACGAAGGCGCGCGUGUUCGAACUCGAGGAACAAACGGGCGACUACGAGCGUGAGAUUGCCGAGUUGAAGCGCCAACUCGAGAAUGAAGGCGUCGCCAAGAGCGAGGCGUUGGAAAAGGUUCAAACUCUCCAGUUGCAAGUCGCCGAGCUCGAGGCCUCGGUUACCGAACUACGCAAGGCGAACGAGGCAAUGGAAGAGAGAGCUUCACUCGUCGAUGAGCUCGCCGAUCGCGUCAAGGCUCUGACGAAUGAAAAUGAGGACUUGAAGAUACGCGUAGUCGACCUUGAAUCGAUUUUGCGCGUCGCCGAGGAGGAAGCGGACACAAUGAAGAUCGACUUCGAACACGAACUGAAGAUAGCCCAGCGCGAGGCGGAUGAGAAACGUCGCCAGAUUGAAUCUCAGUACAACAACGAGGUACGAAAGGUGAAAUCUCUCGAGGAGCAAGCUUUUACAACGAUGCAAAAAAUGCAAAGUUUGGAGAAGGAGCUCGGCACGCAGACCGAGGCGCUCGAGCAUCAGAUAUCCGACGCCAAGCACGCAGCGUUGGAGGCGCAAAACGACGCCAAGCGCGCACGUGAGGAGCUCACGAAUGCGCUUCGCAAGAAGGAGACCGACUACGCCGCGCAGAUCGCGAUAAAUACUCAACAACUUGCCGCGCUCAGCGAGGAGAAGCGAGCGCUCGAGCAACGCGUCAGUGCCAUGGUCGAACCGCAAGAGCUCAUCGAUUCUCGCGAGGAGUGCGAGCGCCUCACCGUGGCUCUGAACGAGAAGAUGGAUGAACUCACAGCAGCGCAACAGGCCCUCGCCGAGAGCGAGCGUUCCUACGCGAGUGAGAUCGCCAGCCUCAAAGAUUCAGCUGCCGUCGAUGUCGAAGCCAUCCGUGCCGCUUUGGCAAGAGAAGCCGAUAUCAAGCAAAAGGAGAUCGACCGCCUGAACGAGCAAUACGCCAGGGAAAGGUCCAAGCUCGAUGAAAUGAAGACUGAUGCUGAAAAGAAGGCGACAGUCUUUGAGGAAGAGAAGAGGCGUGCGACGGAAGAAAUUCAACAGAAGCAAAGACUCCUGGAUGAGGCCAAAGCCGAAGCCGAGGCCCGCAUCACUGAAAUCACUGAACGACUCAAUGACACGAUUCGUGAAAAAGAAGCCGUCAAAAGAGAAAGUGUGGAAGAGGUUGUGCGCGUGACGGCACGACUCAUGGAGGAUGCGCGCGCGAUGGAGGCGGCGAUUGCCGACGCAGCAGAGGAAAUCGAAACGCUCCGUGCACAACUUGUGGACGCCGAGGAACGACUUGAGGAGGAGCAAGCCAAGUUAGAGGGUCUCUCGGUAGACAUGUUCCAACUCACUGAAGAAGACUUCAAGCGUAAGGAAGCGCUUCGUGAUUUGGAAGAAGAGAGCGACACGCUUCGCGCUCGGCUCGAAGACGCGGAGGCGUCGGCUAUUGAAGAGGCAGACAGCCUGCGAAAAGCAGUACAAGAGAUUGAAACCUUACGCAUGACCAUUGAAAAGUUGGCGGACAUACAAGAGCGGUACGAUACCGGAGAAGCGGCUUUCAACCAACUCUCCGCGGACAUGGUCCAACUUCUCGAGGAGGAUGGUGAACUUAAGGAGCGAAUUCGUGAGCUCGAGAGCGACGUAGACGACAUUCCACGACUUCGAAGCGAGCUUGAAGAAGCAAAUGAGAGAAAUUCAAACGCCACGGCCGAGAUUGAACGCCUCGAAGAGGAAAACCGCGCGCUGCGAGAAGAUGCCAAUGUCGCCUUGGCUCGCCGUGAGGCUGAAAAGGCGAAGGAUCUCCUUUUGAGAGAAAUCCAACGAAGUGACACGCUUCAGCGACAGCUCAGUCAAGCAGCGGAUGCGGCGUCCGAUGACGCUAUGACGCGUGCGAUGAACGAAAAGUUUGAGAAACAACUGGCCGAAGCGGACGCACGCGCGACGAAGCUCGCCGAGGAAUUGCGCGCUGCCAGAGCCGAAGCUGUAGAAAAGGUGGAGGCACUCACCGCCGAACGUGAAACCCUGGCCAGGCGAUUGGACGAUGCGAGCGAAAAGGCCUCGAGAGCAACGAGUGAGUUCGAACGCGAGCUCAUCGCCGCGCGCGAGGAGAUUACACGCAUCUCCGCCCAAUUGAACGCCGCCGAGGAGGAUGCCACUCUGGCUCGGGCGCGUGCGCAGGAAGACUCGGCGGCAGAGGCGCAAGGAAUCGCCGAGCGCGCCGCGCAAGACCUCGCCGAAGCGGAGUCUCGAUUCUCAACACAAUUAGAAGAGCUUGAGGCGCGUUUAUCCGAUGCAUCACAAGCAGCGGCGCAAGCCGAGGCCAAGGCAGAGGCGCUCGCGAAGCGCGCCGCCGAAGCUGAGGCCAAGGCGUCCAAGGUGGGUUCGGAUUCUUCACUUGCCGGUUUUGAGCCCGCUGUGGAGGUUACUGAUGAACCCCAACCCAAGCCUGGCGUAAUGACGACGCCGAACGAGACCGCAACGAUGCAACUCGCGCGUCCAGGGUCUCGAAUUGUCUUUGAUGAUCCGAAAUCGCUCAAGGCGCUGAGCUCGAUGAAGCGAGCCGAUCUCCAAGAGGAAUGCCGCGCCCGCGGACUCAACGAUACCGGCUCCGUCCCUGAGCUCCGAACGCGCCUUCGCGAACCGAGAGACCUGGAGAAGAAGACGGUAAUUCUUCGAAAUCGUUUCGUCUCGAUGAAGCGACCGAGCGGGUACUACCGAACCAUCGAAACGGUCCGAUACGACAACGGUCUGCUCGCCGUCGCCGACGACGUGAUGGCCCGCGCGGGCGUCAUUGACCUCAAAUCUGCCGUAAACAUCGUCGAGAGCGCGUUCGACGGCCAAGGUGUGACCGAAAUCGAGAAGAACACGCUCGAAAUGAUCGCCUCUGGUGGCGCUGGGCGAUACGAGUACGCGCUCGAGGACGACGCCGUGGCGUUCAUGCGCGGAGCCAUCGAUGACAUAACCGUCGUCUCCCGCGGCAAGAAAUAA